Puccinia triticina is the source of this 3567-nucleotide messenger RNA. RefSeq lists its product as uncharacterized. Gene Ontology annotation, molecular function: U3 snoRNA binding; GTP binding; ATP hydrolysis activity. The coding region runs from base 1 to 3567 and encodes 1188 amino acids. Gene Ontology annotation, biological process: endonucleolytic cleavage of tricistronic rRNA transcript (SSU-rRNA, 5.8S rRNA, LSU-rRNA); maturation of SSU-rRNA from tricistronic rRNA transcript (SSU-rRNA, 5.8S rRNA, LSU-rRNA); ribosome biogenesis. Gene Ontology annotation, cellular component: nucleus; 90S preribosome. The record is from RefSeq and is a predicted model, not a curated record. Lineage: Eukaryota; Fungi; Basidiomycota; Pucciniomycetes; Pucciniales; Pucciniaceae. The transcript is spliced from 8 exons.
AUGGAACAACAAACCAAUCGACCUCAUCGCGCGCCAAAGAAGGAGAAAACUAAACAUGAGAAGGGCAAGAACCCCAAGGCAUUCGCUCCUCAAUCUGGACGAAAAGCCGAGAAACUGGCUCGAAGAAAUGUCGAAAAGGAUCAAGCUAAGCUCCAUGUACCCCUACCGGAUCGAACUUUCGGUGUGAGACCCACAUCCAAACAAGAGCCAAGUCAGGGUUCUAGUAAAGAUUCCGCUAACCAGGAUACUGGACCCCCUCCGGUAAUAGUAGCUGUGAUGGGUCCCCCCGGUGUAGGCAAGACAACCCUAAUCCGAUCACUCGUACGAAGAUACACCAAAAAUACCCUUCCAGAAAUCAAAGGACCUGUAACAGUCGUCGCUGGAAAGGCAAGAAGGCUCUCAUUUGUAGAAUGCCCAAAUGAUCUGGGUGCUAUGGUUGAUCUUGCAAAAGUGGCAGAUUUGGUCCUUCUCAUGAUUGAUGGAAGUUUUGGCUUUGAAAUGGAAACAUUUGAGGCUUUAUCUGCUUUAUCAUCUCAUGGACUCCCCAAGCUAAUGGCCGUAUUAACCCAUUUGGAUCUUAUUAAAACGCCGGCCGCCUUGAAAGACCAAAAGAAAAGACUGAAACAUCGAUUUUGGACCGAAGUAUACGAUGGAGCAAAGAUGUUCUACCUCAGCGGAGUUCGAAACGGAAGGUAUCCUGACAGAGAGAUUAUCAACCUGACGAGGUUCAUCAGUGUUGUCAAAUUCCGUCCCCUGAUUUUUCGAAAUAGCCAUCCUUACAUGCUCGCUGACCGAUUUGAAGACCUGACGCCUCCCGAAACCGUACGACUGACACCAUCUUGUGACCGCACGGUUGCUGUCUGGGGUUAUUUGCGAGGUAUACCUCUUAGACCACCCUCAGACCAUGUUACCCCGAAAGUGCAUGUGCCCGGAUCAGGCGUAGAUUCGUUCUUCAUUACUAAAAUGAUGGGGUUGGAUGAUCCGUGCCCACUACCGACCGCCGAAAGUGAAAAGCGCCGCAAGAUCGCCGAGAAGCACAAACUUGUACACGCUCCAAUGAGUGGAGGUGCUGGAGGUGCUGUGGUUUUUGAUGGCGAAACGGUCUGGGUUAACACCACCAACCACUUUUCGUCCAAUAAGCACAAGUCCGACAACUCGGAAUUCUCGGAUGAAGAAAGCGAAGACGGAGAAGACCUAGCGGGCGAGGGAAUCAAAAUGGUUGUUGACCUACAGAAAGUCAAAGCCAGUCUUGGAGAAAAUGUCAAAUCCAGCAAGAUCCAACUGUUGAACGAUUCUAAAAGGCCGCUCAAAGCCUCGGGCUCCGCGGAAGACAGUAAUCAAGUGGAGGAAUUUUCCGAUGCGGCUGGCUCUUCCGAUCCAAGUUCAAAUGCUAGUGACAGCGAUGAUACAGAUUUUGAAGACCUUGAUGAUGAUGAUAAUCGUGAUGCGUGCCCUAUAGCUGAAUCAUCACGAUCAAAUCAAGAGGUUCGGAGACGCGCUGGGAGUUGGAAAGCUGCACAGACAGGAGAAGACGAUGUUGCGUAUGCUGACAGUGACUCUGAUCUUGGUCUGGGAUCUGACGGCGAAGUAUCUGGAUCGGAACAUGAAUCCGACGUUGAUUUGUCUGAUGAGGAAAGGUUUGAGGAUGACUACGAAGAAGACAAUGAUGAUGGCGAAGAUCAAGAAGCCCCGAAGUGGAAAGAAAACCUUCCUCAAACUGCCGCGCGCCUAGCUGCAUCUAGACAGUCUCGGUGUGAUCCUAUGAAGCUGAUCUACGAUAAUCGCCUCGAGCCGGCUGAAGUUUGCUCUCGACUAAGAGGCGAAACACCUCGCAAUUUACCCCUAGCCAAAAAUCCAGGCGACAACGAACUGUUUGAACUUGCGAGUCGACACACCGGUGCAGAAGAAAACAGCCGGCGGGGUGACCUCUACCGCUUUUAUCGGCCAACCGAGUCUGGUGAGCUUGAAGUUUGGAGCGACGAAAAGUAUCUACAGUCAAUCCGGCAUCUAUUCAUCACUGGUGAUCUUGAGAACAAGGAUGCAGAAGCCGCAGAUCACUACGAAAGUGAGGGUGGUGAUUUUGAAGACCUUGAAACUGGAGAAAAAGUCGUGGGAAGCACUCCAUCUCAAGUCGUGACUGCUCCAAAGGAUGCGAAGACCGAUCUCCUUGCUAAGAAAGAAGCUCUGAAGCGGCAGUUUGAUCGAGAUUACGAUGGAUCAUCCGAUGAAGAAGGGCAAAAAGACUUUUACACUGAGCAGAAGGAAGAGAUCGCGCGAAGGAUGGAGCAGACGAUUAAAGAGUUUGAAGAUGAUGACCCUCAGACUCGAAUCGCCGUUGAAGGAUACAGACCAGGAGCUUACGUUCGCAUUGAGAUAACUGGUGUACCGCCUGAGCUAGUGAAUAAUUUCGAUCCCACUUUCCCCUUCUUACUUGGUGGUCUGUUACCUGGGGAAGACAGUCUUGGGUUUGUUCAAGUACGACUGAAGAAACAUCGAUGGUAUCCCAAGGUCUUGAAGACGAACGAUCCCUUAAUCCUCUCUGUAGGAUGGCGCCGUUUUCAAACCGUUCCAAUUUACUCAUUGGAUGACGGUACGAGAAAUCGAAUGCUCAAGUAUACACCCGAACAUACGCAUUGUUUGGCCACUUUUUACGGUCCAGUAUCCAGUCCCAACACCGGUCUCUGUGCUUUCAGUCGCAUGGGUAGCGGCUCCACCAACUUUCGGAUUUCAGCUACUGGAGUAGUACUGGACGUGGAUGGCAGCAGUCGAAUAGUCAAAAAAUUGAAACUGACUGGUGUCCCCUACAAGAUCUACAAGAAUACCGCCUUUGUCAAAGGAAUGUUCACAAGCGCUCUCGAAGUCGCCAAGUUCGAAGGUGCACAGAUCCGGACAGUUUCUGGAAUCAGAGGGCAGGUGAAAAAAGCUCUUCCAAAACCCGAGGGCACUUACAGAGCAACGCUCGAGGAUAAGGUGCUAUUGAGCGAUAUAAUCUUCUUGAGGGCUUGGUACAAUGUGAAACCAAGGAUGUUCUACACACCCGUGGCUUCUUUACUCCUGCCUAACAAAACACGAUGGCAAGGUAUGCGUUUGACGGGCGAGGUCAGGCGGGAUGAACAAUUGAAAACCCCCUUGGAUGUCAAUUCGCAAUACCGACCAAUUGUAAGAGAGACACGGCGAUUCAAUCCGCUCAAGAUUCCAAGGAAAUUGCAAAGCUCUUUGCCAUUUGCAUCGAAACCCAAGCACACCAAACCACAAUCGAAGCCGACUUAUCUGCAGCAAAGAACCGUGCUUUUACAGCCCGAAGAGCGUAAAACUUUGGGUGCUCUGCAGCAGGCACAAGCUGUCACUAAAGACAGGAUUCAAAAACGGAAAGAAACCAAGGCCAAAAAGAACGCCGAAAGGAUCAAGAAAAUCGAACGCUCGCAUGAAGCUGGAGGUCGUUCCGAACGCGAAAAGGAAACCAGGAAAGAAUUCUUUCGACAGGAUAGUAAACGCAAGCAAUCUGAUAGCGGUCAAGGAGGCGGCGGGAAGCAUCGCUCAAAAUCGAAGAGGCAGAAAACUAGUUAA